AUGGUAGCUCGAUUCGAACCGCAGUAUGGACUCGAUGAAAUGGAAGGAUUGGCCCCGUACUUCAUAUCCAACGGCGUUGAGUUUUAUCCGGGAGUGCAGGGGGUUGCUCUCAUUUCAUCCUGGUGUGCACGCAAAUCCGCCACAGCUGCCCAGUCGUCCCCUGAGGGCCAAAGGUGGGAGCUCACACCAUUCGACCCCGAACUUCACUACGGCGCUGGAGACGAUAAUGCCUUGUAUAAUAUUUUUGCGACAUGGCCAGAUAACUUCUUCAGCAGCCUUCCCAAGCCUCAUGGCAACCGCGGUAUCGAUGAGCCUUAUUUAGAAUUGAGACAAUCCCAAAUAUUCUUGGACGACUGCUUCCGCGGCAAGGGUACUCGGCGCUGCUGCACAACAACGAUUCCCUGUCCAGAUAAGCUGGACAGAGAGCGUAUGCGCCAGCAAGUCCAAUUGGAGGAAGUCAAUACUUACAUAACACCCAAAGCCCUCUUUCGGUCUGCUCUAGACCUCGCACGCGAGCAAGCAAAGCUUGACUCCUCAUUGGCAAACGCUUUGGCUAGGCAUCGUCGGACAUCUGAUCUGCGGAGGGCUACUUGUGAGAACCCAAGUGCAUCACCCUCAUUGAUACAAAGGCGAGACCGACAGGAACAUCAAGAACGUGACGACAACUCAGACACAGGCUCUAGUACUCAAAGUCAGUCUAACACCAUUCUCAACCCGCCGAUUCCUGGUCCCCUCACUUCAUCAAUACAGGCUCUCCAGUCCCAAGUCAACAACUUUGCAAAGGAAAACGGAUUUGGAGUGGUCAGACGGAACGGCUCGGGUAGUAGUGUACGGAAAACCCGGUACGUAUUUGAGUGUGAUCGGUAUGGCCAGCCGCGCCCAUCCAGAGGGGCAGGGCUUCGCCAGAAGCGCUCUCGGAAAUGCGGUUGCAAGUGGAAGGUUGUGGGGGAAGCGUUAGAAGAGAACAAUUAUAUGUGGACUCUGCGGGAGUUUGCCGACCUUCAGCACAGUAAACACAAUCAUGGACAGAGUAUGAGUCUCUCAGCUCAUCCAAUUCACCGGAGGCUAAGCGACUCUGUCAAGGCAACGGUUGAAGCUAUUAGCCGGCGAGUCGGCAUACGGGCCCGCGAUAUACGUGGCGUUGUCAAAGAAAAACACCCCGGCACCGUCUAUACGCGUAAGGACAUCUAUAACGCUAGGGCGCUCUUGCGCCGCGAGAAGCUUGACGGGUUGAGCCCAACAGCCGCCUUGAUUAAGCUCUUCGAUGAGAGAAGCAUCCCAUAUAUUGUCAAAUGGUCAGACGCAGAGCCUGACCGCCUUCUGCCCCUCUUCCAGGUGACGGGGCAGACCUGUCUCAAAUCUGUCUACAACGCCGCUUUCGGAUUGAUCGAUAAUGAGAGACGGGAAGGUUUCCAAUUCCUCGCUGAGGGACCCAGACAGCUAAUUGUGGAGCAUGAAAUCCAGUCACCGGACGUGAUCAUCACGGACUAUGAUAAGCAGAUGAAGGUUGCAUUAGAUAUCCAGUUCCCCGGCAGCCAACAGCAAAUUUGCAUCCACCAUGUCAUCUCAAACGUUCUUCUCAAUGCCAAACGAAGGUGGAAGGACGCAGAGGAGGAGGGUGACGGCUGUGGACAUAACAGUUCCGACAGUGAACGGUCACAGGCGGCACUAACCUCGAGAGAUAUGGAAGCUGUGCGAGCUGUAGGGAAAGACGGCAGCCCGCCGUUGCGGACUGACCACACCUCACCUGUGCCACACAACUAUCGCGGAGUCCUUGAAUUAUGGAAGCUCGUGGUCUUCGAACAGACUAAAGAUGAUUACGAGAAGGCCUGGGCGCGUUUAUGCGAUGAGUUCAAUGACCAGCAGAUAAUUCUGAUGUACCUUUACAAUACUUACUUGCCUGUAAGUGCGCAAUGGGCUCAUUGCUUUAUCAAGAAGUACCGCAAUUUCGGGGUUCGGGUGACUUCUGGCACGGAGGCGAGCAACAACAAUGUCAAGAGUUAUCUGCUCAACGGCAUGAGCAAUUUAUACGGACUUGUCGAAGCGAUCGAGGGCAUGUUGGCUGAUCAGCAGCAGGAUUUCCUUGACAACUGCUCGCAAGACGAAGUCCUGGAUUGCAAUGCAUUCAUAUUUGACAAACCGGAAACGCCGCGGAAUAUGACUGUUUGCAUGAUAAGAAGCAAAGGGGGUUGGGAGUUAUUCAGCUAG
Pochonia chlamydosporia 170 is the source of this 2208-nucleotide messenger RNA. Its product is annotated as transposase. The record is from RefSeq and is a predicted model, not a curated record. Bases 1 to 2208 code for a protein of 735 amino acids. The transcript is spliced from 3 exons. NCBI's taxonomy places the organism in Eukaryota, Fungi, Ascomycota, Sordariomycetes, Hypocreales, Clavicipitaceae. Gene Ontology annotation, biological process: regulation of DNA-templated transcription.